CCAAACCUGCAGCGCAUGAGAAAGCUCUUCAGUCUGAAAACACAAUAAUGGCUGCCGCCCAGCUGCUUUGUUGUGUUACUAGCCUACGACUGGAAACCGGCGUAUUAACGACUUCUGCGUCUUUGCUUUGAUACAUUUGUUACUUCAGUUGCAUCAGUAGCAUUACUGCUCCUCCACAAUGCAUUGCCAGAGGCGUUUGUGUUCAUCCGACAGACCAGUAUAACAAUUACCUCCACUCCUUCUAGCCCAAGUCAGAGCAACAAAACUGGAAGGUUCUCCUUUGACUCAACUUGUUUAUUAACUAACUGCAGCUAUGUCUGGUUCUGGUGACUUACCAGCCAUUGAGGGUUCUGGGAUGGGUGGGAUGAAGCUCCCUGUCGGAAUGACUCGACGGGCCCUCAGCUACGAUGACAACCUGGAGGCCCCCAUGUCCACGCCGCCCCAUGACAUCAGCAUCAACAACCUGUGGAGGCGGCCUGUAAUACCAGAGAGAAAGUUCUCCCAACUGGCUGAGGAGGAUGAAGGCGCCGCCGUCAAACAGGCUGCCGGGCAGGAUGGCGCCCUCUUCAAGGCACCAGCUGUGGUAAAAACUAAGGCCUCGUCCAUCAUCAUGAAUUCUCUCAUUACCAAGCACACUCAGGAAAGCAUGUACAAGUUUGAGCAGACGGCGGGUCUCACCGACACCAGUUACACUCCACACAAAGGCCUGACAGCGGAGGAGACGAGACACCACCACCGCGUCCCCGAGUCCCUCCAGAAGCUGCAGAUCCAAAGCCUGGAGGCCAAAGAAGAGAAAUCCUCCUCUGCCCAGUCCACUCCAUCCAACACGCCGCACAGCUCCCCGAAGCAGCAGCGCAGGGGCUGGUUCGGGAGUUCGGGGUCAGAGGUCAGCAUCAGCUCCUCUAACAGCAGUGUGGACAUGGCAGGAGGAGGAGCUGCAGGAGAUCCAGGCGUAGGUGGAGCGGUCGAGCGAUGGGGAGUGUUUGGGCCUCGACUUCCUGUCCAGAGUUCAGCCUCUGACGUGGGAUCAGAUGGUUCUGCUGCAGCAGGCUUUGCCAUCCAGGCGUACCGUGGAGCCCAGAAGCCGACCCCCAUGGAGGUGAUGAAGUCGCAGGCCACGCGACUGGCUGACAACCCUCACAGGGUGUCCCCGCCCAAAAUGGAGAUCCCCACAGUGGAGGGCCGGCGGCAGGGAGCGCGGCCCCACAAGCUCAAACACCGAGACAUGAACAUCCUGACGCCAUCCGGCUUCUGAGACGAACCCCAUCGCUAAGAUAUGUCCCAUGACAUGAAAACAACGCCCCAGGGUCCCUCAUUUUACUGUUCACAGUCCCUUAAUCUUUAGGUUAAACAGAUACACAAGUCUUAUUGUUUCCAAAGAAAUUCUUUUUGUGCUUGCUGCUCAUUUCAUUUUUUUAUUUUUUAUAUAUCAUUAAUAGAAUAAAUUUCAGUCAGAGCAAAAGCAUUUUAAACCCACCUGGGUUUGAUUUAUUUAUUCAGGAGGAAUUCAAAAUUAAUUGAAAUACAUUGAGUUUGUAACUUGAGAACUGUGACCAUCUAUCAUAACUGUAAGUGGUGAGCUGAACUCCAGCUGAAGGUUUUUCAGAACCAGAACUCUAAAGUUCAGAUGUUCGGCAGCUCAGACUGGGUUCAUGCUAGAGCAUAGUUAGCUCAUCUGUAAACAUGAUGUUACAUAUGUUCUUAUAUUUUCCUCAUGUUUUUGGUUUAUGACAUCUUGUUUAUUAUGUUGACUAUUUUUACCCAGCUUUUUUUGUGUGUUUUAUAAAAAAUAGUUAGCAUAAAAAAAACAUUGUUUCAUCUUUGGAUUAAUUCAUAGGCAUUUACCCUCAUUUCAUUCCUUCCUGCUUCACACUCAUGUAAUCUACUCAUUUUUUUAAAAUAUAUUUUUAGUCAAGUAUUUUCAUAAAUUAUGCAGAUAAAUGUGGUUAAAAAAGUCAAAUCACAUGUAAAAUGUAAUCCAAUUCAGCUUUAUUUAGUCUUAUUUCCAUUAAUUCUUAUGAAAUAUGACAUUAACCCCCAAUCAAACCAAAAUAACUCAGAGCAACUUUUUAUGUUAGAUGUUAUUUGUGUCACAUUUCCUGAGCAAUAUUACUGAGCAUUCGGGCUGUUACAAAUAAAAAUUGAAGUGGAAGAAUUAAUUUGGCCAAACUCAGAAAUUCUUAAAUUAUCUUCACAUAUCUGUGAGAACAAUUAGAUAUUCUCCAGUGUCGAAUGUUAACUCAGGGAAAAAAAGUAAUUUUACUCGAUUAAGAGCAUAAAUUGUGAUGAUUAAGCUGAUGUAUUUGCCGACUUGAUGUAAUCAGACAUUUGCCACAGAAAAUGCAGCAGUGGUAAAUGUUUUCUGUAUCUGAACAUCUCCAGAGUUCAGACUUGGUGCAGCUUUACUCUCACUGUUUAGGUGUUUAUCCUGGGCCUGUGUGAGGCGUUCAUGCUGAAUUCAAACCCAGAAUAUCUCUUUUUUUUUCUUGCAAAUAUUUAACAUGAAUGUAGAAGAUUUUAAGUUUUUUUGUUUGUUUUUUUGGGGAUCUCCAACAGCCCAGAUACUUUGUCAUAUUGACAGCACUCUGAGGAAAAUUCUUCUGAAUUGACAGCUAUCAAAGUCCAAAAUAAUCACUGAAAGAUUUACUGCUUGCUCCAUUUAUUGUGAUUUUUUGUUUUCAACCUUCUGAACUUUAUUGUAUUCCUGUCACUAUUUUUGCUGGGUAAAAAAAAAAAAUCACUCUUUAUGGGACCAUUGAGCCGUAACCGCUUCAUAUAAACUUUCCAACAUUUCCGCCACAAACACCUCAACAGAAAAUAAGUAAAACAUUUCUAUAUGUGCUGAUGUCGUGUGUAAAAUCAAAUCGUCUCUUUCACCUUUUGCUGUUUAAACUGUUAUAUGAAGCUUCAACUUGACAUCAGCCUACAAACACCUGCUGUUUAGUUCAGCUGAAGUUAAAAGGCGAUUAUGGUCCCAGAUGUAACAAUGCACUUUAUCCCCUGUUGAAACUGUUUUCAUUUGCCUUGUUAAUGAGGCACCAAGCAAGACGGGACGAAGAAGUCGAACCACUUAAGUGUUGAUCAAACCAACAGAGCAAAAAUAUUCCAGAUAUAUUGUAAAAGUCGUCUCAGGAAGAAUUGGCAGGCUCCUGUCCUGUGGAAGGUUAAGCUGAAUUAUUUGUUUGAUUUUUUCUCCUUUUUCAUUGUACAGAUUUAAAAUAUUUGAGCUUUACAGACAUUAUUUCAGUUAGAAAUCAAAAGACAUCCAGAGUUCAAAUUAGAGAUCUGUGCUCCCUCUAACAGGCUGCAGUGUUUAGUUUUCUGAGCUCAAAUUUCUCAUAACGAAAUUUGACAUUUUCACUAAUUGAACUCACUUUUCUCCAUUGUUUUUACUGAUGGAUGCAUUUGAAGGAUUUUGUUUUUUUACAACAUUUUUGGACUUUAAAAACUGCUGUGUGCAUUUUCUGCAUCUCACAGAAACCCUGUCACUUGUUUUUUUAUAUAUACAUUUAAGCACUUCAUAUAUUUUCUCCCUAAAUGACAAAAUAUGUCCUUCCUGCCAAGUUAUCUUAAUUCAGAUAAGUUAUUUGCUGUGCUGGUUUGCAGAUGAUGGCUAACAUUAUAUAUAAAGGUUUCUGUAAGAUUAUACGUGCAAAGUCUCUUCAUUAAGCACCUUUGACCAUAAAGUGAACCCUUGUUUUUUCUUAUUACUAUUUUCUGGUAAAAGGAGAAAAAAACCCUGAAAGUUAACCUCCUGUAACUGCUGUGGUCGUAUUCAGAUGCUGUCAUUCUGUGUGGUCACUAACUGUUGAUAUCUGAUGCAUGUACUUUCCAUUUGUUAAAGAUGGGUCCAUAGUACUUUACAGGUUCUUAGUGGUCAAUGUGACACUCUCCCUCUUUAAUCAGAACGAAGCAUCACAGUUUAAUGUUCUGUCUGUAGACGUGACUCAGUCCUGAUAGAAAGUUUCCGCCACUUCAGUGAUUUUUAUUUUACAUUUCUUUUUGAUUGUACAGUUUAGUUCACGUUGCCGGCACAGUUUGACAAUAAAUAUUUCACCCUGUGGAAAAAAG
Messenger RNA from Poeciliopsis prolifica (blackstripe livebearer), 4071 nucleotides. RefSeq names its product putative monooxygenase p33MONOX. The transcript is spliced from 9 exons. Lineage: Eukaryota; Metazoa; Chordata; Actinopteri; Cyprinodontiformes; Poeciliidae. The record is from RefSeq and is a predicted model, not a curated record. Gene Ontology annotation, cellular component: cytoplasm. The coding region runs from base 314 to 1255 and encodes 313 amino acids.